Impatiens glandulifera is the source of this 825-nucleotide messenger RNA. RefSeq names its product protein DMP8-like. The record is from RefSeq and is a predicted model, not a curated record. Lineage: Eukaryota; Viridiplantae; Streptophyta; Magnoliopsida; Ericales; Balsaminaceae. The coding region runs from base 1 to 708 and encodes 235 amino acids. The transcript has a single exon. Gene Ontology annotation, biological process: endomembrane system organization.
AUGCAUCUUUUCAUUCUUCUUAUACUUCUUCAAGAAAUCAACAAAUUUGCAGCAAUGGAUCAUACUUUUCCAGACGAAUUCGGUUUAAAAACCUACAAUACACAGCCACAAGCCAUUCCAUCUAGUCCAUACCCAUCUACCCCAACCGCAGCCAAUGUCUCCGCCCGAACAAAACGGGCAAUGGCGAAUGGAGUUCAGAAAACGCUUUCGAAAACUUCUUUACUCGCCAAUUUCCUCCCAACAGGAACUCUCCUGACGUUCGAGAUGGUUCUUCCAUCAAUCUACGGUAGAGGAAACUGUUCUAAAGUCGGGACUUCCAUGAUUAACGCUUUGCUAUGUCUCUGUUCCUUGUCAUGUUUCUUCUUCCACUUUACUGAUAGUUUCAAGGGAGUUGAUGGGAAGGUUUAUUAUGGGUUAGUGACAAGGAAAGGGUUGGCUGUUUUCAAACCGGGGUUAGGAAUCGAGGUUCCUAAAGACGAGAAGUAUAAGGCGGGUGUGUCGGAUCUUGUUCAUGCUGUUAUGUCGGUUAUGGUUUUCAUGGCGAUUGCGUUUUCUGAUAAUCGGGUAACUGGUUGUUUGUUUCCGGGUUGGAGUGUAGAGAUGGAUGAAAUUAUGGAGAGUUUUCCACUUAUGGUUGGUAUUGUUUGUAGUGGUAUUUUUCUUGUGUUUCCAAAUACUAGGUAUGGAAUAGGGUUCAUGGCUGCUUGAUUAACAAAGAUUUGUUACUAGGUUUGAUUUGUUUUAGUUUAAGAAUUGAAGUAACUAUCUGUCUAAAAAUUCUAUUUGUAUUUUAUUAUGUGAAACAUAAGUUUGAGAUUCUCUAUU